Messenger RNA from Bubalus bubalis (water buffalo), 7071 nucleotides. It is a transcript of the gene ATP11A, whose product is annotated as ATPase phospholipid transporting 11A. The transcript has 30 exons. Gene Ontology annotation, molecular function: magnesium ion binding; ATPase-coupled intramembrane lipid carrier activity; ATP binding. Gene Ontology annotation, biological process: phospholipid translocation. Bases 379 to 3867 code for a protein of 1162 amino acids. Gene Ontology annotation, cellular component: plasma membrane; endoplasmic reticulum; recycling endosome. NCBI's taxonomy places the organism in Eukaryota, Metazoa, Chordata, Mammalia, Artiodactyla, Bovidae. The record is from RefSeq and is a predicted model, not a curated record.
CCGGAGGCCGGGCUGAGAGGGGCGGCGGGCCGAGGCCGGGAGGAGGGCAGAGCGGAGCGAGCGCGGCGGCGGAGAGGAGGCGCGCGGAGCAGCAGAGCGGCGGCGCGAUCGGCGCUCCCAGCCGGCCUCCCCACCGCCCCAGCCCCGGCGCGCGGGUUCCGGCCGCCAGGCGGCCACCUUGCUGAGCCGCCACCCCCGCGCCGGCCGCCGCGGGCCGGGCCGGGCAUGAGCGCGGAGGGGCCGCGGCCGCCCCCCGCACCGCCCGGCGCUCCCAGGCCGUGACCCGGGCGGGGCGUGCGGCCACACUCGGGCCCGGGCCCAUGGGAGCGCGUAGCCGGACUUGGGGGCGCUGAUCGGGCGGGCGCGGCCGGAGGAGCCAUGGACUGCUGCAGCCUGGUGCGGACGCUCGUGAACAGAUACUGUGCCGGGGAGGAGGACUGGGUGGACAGCCGGACAGUCUACGUGGGCCACCGGGAGCCCCCGCCAGGCGCCGAGGCCUACAUCCCCCAGAGGUACCCGGACAACAGGAUUGUCUCCUCCAAGUACACGUUUUGGAACUUCAUACCCAAGAACUUAUUUGAACAAUUCAGAAGAAUAGCCAACUUUUAUUUUCUUAUCAUAUUUCUGGUCCAGCUGAUUAUCGAUACUCCCACGAGUCCGGUGACAAGCGGUCUCCCGCUGUUCUUCGUCAUCACGGUCACGGCCAUCAAGCAGGGCUACGAGGACUGGCUGCGCCACAAGGCGGACAACGCCAUGAACCAGUGCCCCGUGCACUUCGUGCAGCACGGCCGGCUGGUGCGGAAGCAGAGCCGGAAGCUCCGGGUUGGGGACAUCGUCAUGGUCAAGGAGGACGAGACCUUCCCCUGUGACCUGAUCUUCCUGUCCAGCAGCCGUGUGGACGGGACCUGCCACGUGACCACCGCCAGCCUGGAUGGGGAGUCCAGCCACAAAACCCAUUACGCGGUUCAGGACACAAAGGGGUUCCAUUCAGAGGAAGACAUCGACAGUCUCCAUGCAACCAUCGAGUGUGAGCAGCCCCAGCCCGACCUCUACAAGUUCGUCGGCCGCAUAAACGUUUACAACGAUCAGAAUGACCCUGUGGUGAGGUCAUUAGGAUCGGAAAACCUGCUUCUUAGAGGAGCCACGCUGAAGAACACCGAGAAAAUCUUUGGUGUUGCUAUUUACACGGGCAUGGAAACCAAGAUGGCACUGAACUAUCAAUCAAAGUCCCAGAAGCGAUCUGCUGUUGAAAAAUCGAUGAAUGUGUUCCUCGUCGUGUACCUGUGCAUCCUUAUCAGCAAGGCACUCAUCAACACCGUCCUGAAGUACGUGUGGCAGAGCGAGCCGUCCCGGGACGAGCCGUGGUACAACCGGAAGACGGAGGCCGAGAGACAGAGGAACCUGUUCCUCAGAGCCUUCACGGACUUCCUGGCCUUCAUGGUUCUCUUCAACUACAUCAUUCCCGUGUCCAUGUACGUCACCGUGGAGUUGCAGAAGUUCCUGGGCUCCUACUUCCUCACCUGGGACGAGGAGAUGUUUGACGAGGAGAUGGGGGAAGGGCCGCUGGUCAACACCUCGGAUCUGAACGAGGAGCUGGGGCAGGUGGAGUAUGUGUUCACGGACAAGACGGGCACCCUCACGGAGAACAACAUGGAGUUCAAGGAGUGCUGCGUGGAGGGCCACGUGUGCGUGCCGCACGCCGUCUGCAACGGCCAGGUGCUCCCUGACGCCUCCGCCAUCGACAUGAUCGACGCCUCCCCGGGCGCCAGUGGGCGGGAGCGGGAGGAGCUGUUUUUCCGGGCCCUCUGUCUCUGCCACACCAUCCAGGUGAAGGAUGACGAUGAGGUGGAUGGGCCCCAGAAGUCACCGGACUCGGGGAAGCGCUCUGCAUACAUCUCAUCCUCGCCCGACGAGGUGGCCCUGGUCGAGGGCAUCCAGAGAUUUGGCUUCACGUACCUGAGGCUGAAGGACAAUUACAUGGAGCUGCUGAACAGGGACAAUGACAUCGAGAGUCUCUCUUUCAGGUUUGAGUUGCUGGAGAUUUUGAGCUUUGACUCAGUAAGAAGGCGGAUGAGUGUAAUUGUCAAGUCUGCUGCAGGAGAAAUUUACCUGUUUUGCAAAGGAGCAGAUUCUUCCAUAUUUCCCCGAGUGAUAGAAGGCAAAGUGGACCAGAUCCAAUCCAGAGUGGAGCGCAACGCGGUGGAGGGGCUCCGGACCCUGUGCGUGGCCUACAAGACGCUCAUCCCGGAAGAGUACGAAGGCAUCCGCGAGCUGCUGCAGGACGCCAAGGUGGCGCUUCAGGACCGAGACAAGAAAUUAGCAGAAGCCUACGAGCAGAUAGAGACAGAUCUGGUGCUGCUCGGCGCCACAGCGGUGGAGGAUCGGCUGCAGGAGAAGGCGGCUGACACCAUCGAGGCGCUGCAGAAGGCGGGCAUCAAGGUGUGGGUGCUCACGGGCGACAAGAUGGAGACAGCGGCCGCCACCUGCUACGCCUGCAAGCUCUUCCGCAGGAACACGCAGCUGCUCGAGGUCACCACCAAGCGGCUGGAGGAGCAGAGCCUGCACGACGUGCUCUUCGAGCUGAGCAAGACGGUGCUGCGCUCCAGUGCCAGCCUCACCCGGGACAACUUCUCAGGACUCUCAGCCGACAUGCAGGACUACGGUUUAAUCAUCGACGGAGCCGCGCUGUCCUUGAUCAUGAAGCCUCGGGAGGACGGGAGCUCCAGUAACUACCGCGAGUUGUUCCUGGACAUCUGCCGAAACUGCAGCGCUGUGCUUUGCUGCCGCAUGGCCCCGCUGCAGAAGGCCCAGAUUGUUAAGUUAAUCAAGCUUUCAAAGGAGCACCCGAUCACCUUGGCGAUCGGCGACGGAGCGAAUGAUGUCAGCAUGAUCCUGGAGGCCCACGUGGGCAUCGGCGUCAUUGGGAAGGAAGGUCGUCAGGCUGCAAGGAACAGCGACUACGCGAUACCCAGGUUUAAGCAUUUAAAGAAGAUGCUGCUGGUUCACGGGCAUUUUUACUAUAUUCGAAUAUCCGAGCUUGUGCAAUACUUCUUUUAUAAGAACGUCUGCUUCAUUUUCCCUCAGUUUUUAUACCAGUUCUUCUGUGGGUUUUCACAGCAGACCCUGUACGACACUGCCUACCUGACGCUCUACAACAUCAGCUUCACCUCCCUCCCCAUCCUGCUCUACAGCCUGAUGGAGCAGCACGUCGCCAUGGACAUGCUCAAGAGGGACCCUGCCCUCUACAGGGACAUCGCCAAGAACGCGCUUCUCCGCUGGCGCGCGUUCAUCUACUGGACGCUCUUGGGCUUGUUCGAUGCGCUGGUGUUCUUCUUCGGUGCUUACUUCAUGUUUGAAAAUACAACUGUGACCAGCAACGGGCAGGUGUUUGGAAACUGGACGUUCGGGACCCUGGUGUUCACUGUGAUGGUGCUCACAGUCACCCUGAAGGCUCCCGCCGACAGGCCCGAUGGCGCCACGGCUAACCUCCUGGUCUCUCUUCAGCUGGCGCUGGACACCCACUACUGGACCUGGGUCAGCCACUUUGUCAUCUGGGGUUCGCUGCUGUUCUACAUCGUCUUUUCCCUCCUCUGGGGAGGAGUCCUCUGGCCCUUCCUCAGUUAUCAAAGGAUGUACUACGUGUUCAUACAGAUGUUGUCCAGCGGCCCUGCCUGGCUGGCCAUCGUCCUGCUGGUCACCAUCAGCCUGCUGCCUGACGUCCUCAAGAAGGUGCUGUGCAGGCAGCUGUGGCCCAGUGCCACCGAGAGAGUGCAGAGGAGCCCGAGCCGCCCAGCCCCGGCCGACGCCGCGCCGAGCCCCGACCGGCCGCUGCUGACGGACCCCGAGCCCCGGCCGAGGCGCGAGUAGCCGGAGGAUAGACCUCGCGCUUCGUGUCAGGACUGCCUCUGGGGAGUCACCCACUUGCUACUCUGUAGUCUCCAACCCCGGGCAGCGCCCUGGAAGGCAGGAAACGCGGGGCCCCUCCUGCUCAGUCUCCCACCACCCGCGGCCCCAGAGGAGGCCACACGCAAGGGUCCAGCCCCGAAGGGCUGCGUGGCGUGUGCUGCUCUUGCGGCCGGAGGAGGAGGAAGAUGGGACAGGCGUCCUUGAGUGGCGACCGAGAAGGACAUGCACGAGCCUGCUACCCUCCCCGAACGCGUGGCGACGGGAGGACCUCUGCUCAAGGGUCUCGGUCCGCUCCAGGCACAGCUGCCCUACCAGGGCCUCCGGGGAGCAUGGCCGAGCCUCGCGGGCUGGGGUCCGGUCUGCUCCAUCCUCCCGAGCCCGACACCUCUGCUUUCGGACCGGCCCCCCGCCCAGUCCACGGCUGCCGUCCAGACCUGCGCGUGGUGACGCUGACCGCGGGUCGCAUCUGGCCCGACUCCGCCCCUCCGGGGGAGGUGCUGCCCGCGUGCUCGGGGAGCCCCUCCCCGUACCCCGCUGCCUCUGGGGGGGGCCUGGCCUGUAAAGCACAGGUUCUGAGAGGUACCCCUUCCCGCGCUAAGGGCGCAGGCGCGGUUUGCUGUUGUGGGAAGGGUGUUUCAGGGUUUGCGGGGACGCGUGGGGGCCUGGGUGCCCGGGGCCGGCCUCUGCUGCGGUGCUCAGACCCCCACGGGGAGCGGCCCCUCGGGCGCGUUGGCCCCCAGAUCCGCACCUGGCCCAGGGUCGCCGAGGCGGCCCGGGAGACCUAAGAGCAAUACCGCUGCCCACCUGCCGCCCGCAGGCAGCCGGGCGGUAAACCCUGUCUCUCUCCUGUAACGGAAUCUCCGUUUCUAGAAAUAACCCAUUCGACGUAGCCUUAAUGGUCCGUAAGGAAAACAUUUCAGUUUGAGGUUCAAACUUCAGAAGGUACAACUGACGGCGUUUUAGGGGAGGGUCACACGGAAGCUGAACGUUGCCCCCUCUGGAUGCCCUGCGGACGCCGGCCGGUGCUGCGCCCACCUGGGUCUGCUCCCGAGUCACUCAGGCCGCGUGGUUCGCUGCUGUAAUGCUCACCUGUGAGAUACUUAUUUGAACGAGGGGAGGAGUUGACCGCAGAACAGGGUACACAGGUGGUGCGGAGAAAGCAGGUGAAGGGCAAGCAUACCAAAGAGUGGGGUGACGCCGAGGGGCCUGAGGCUGGGUGGGCGUCCGCCCGAGGGCCCGCCCCCUCGCCGUCACUCACGCCGCGUCCUGCGUGAGGCCCGCACCAGACCCUGCAAACAGCCGUGUGUGCGUUUUACAGCCGUUUUUAAGAACCUAAAAUGGGUGUAAAUGUCAUACCUGUGGGGGACAGAUUCUCUGUAUGUUUUAGUUAACAAAUUCUUUGUAAUGUAUUUUUUUAGAGAUCUUAAAAUUGCCUUUGCACUGAAGUAUUUUCAUAGCUGUUUAUAUCUCUUUUAUUCGUUUAUUUGUUAACGUACCAUAUCUAAUUUUUAAAGUAUGUUUUUAAAGCUUUUAUUUUUUAAGUUGAAGACAUUUUGGCCACUUUACAUUUAAAUUCUGAUGAACGUUUUGGCUGAAUGUCUCAAUAUCUGAUGAAUGUGAAUUUUCAGAUUUGACUUUAUUCUCUGCGCCUGUUUUGUUUUUGGUGUUUCUGGCAGUAGCGAGUAGUUACAAGGCAUAUUUAGAGUCUGAUCAUUUGCUCUGCUCUUUCUUCACCGUUCAUUGCAAUUUCAUCUGCUUUUUCUUUAGUUUUUAGUUUCUAUCCUUCAGCCUUAAAAUAGAAGCUUCUUGACGGUUCGCUGUCCUCUUUCUGCCUGUAUCCAGACGGUUAUCACUUACCUCGUAUAAUUCAAGUCUCCUUAGGACAGCUACUGACCGUUACACGCCCCAAUAUGUCUUCUUAAAAUUGUUUGGGAAGUUCGUAAGUGACUGCGCCUGACAAUGUGAGAUGGACCAGGGGCAUGAGUCCAGAAGCCAGGGAAGGACGAGAACCAGGGAAGGGACAUUUCAGACAAGACAAUGAGACUGCCACCUGGCGGUGGGCAGUGCUUACUUGCCUUAAACUGACCUUAAAGCAAGUAAUUUAAGUAUCUUCCUUAGUUUUGAAAAUCUUACUCACAGCUGCACAAUAACCACGUAUUAACAUCUCCCCCAUCGGUCCGGAUGUCUGGUUCCUGACCCGCACGCCAUCCCCCAUAGCUAGCGUCCCCACUGGAGGGGACCCGCCCUCGGGACCAGGGCCGGACCCUCCCAGCUGCAGCCACGUCCUGGCUGGGAGAAGAGACGCGCUCUCGGCCACUCCUGUUAGAACCCCAGUCAGCCCAUUCCUGUGCCCUUGACUCCACGGGCAGACACAGACCAAACGACCCCCAGGGGCACGGCCGCGAGGCUCGCUGGGGGCGGAGCUUCUGCAGUGACAGGCCGCAGAUGCCUAGUUCACCCUGUGAGACUUUGCAGCUUGAACUAUAGCAACGCCUCGCACACAGUGUAACUAUUCUUAAAUUUACGGGCAUCAACCACAAGUUCAGGGCAACCUAAGGGGAGUUUCCGGCCUUUUUCUUUAAAACCACUAAGUUCACCUGUUUUGCACUGAUUAUGAAGAACCUAAUGCAACCACUUCUGCUUAUCUUGAAAUUAAUGGUAUUUAUUUAACAACUCAGUGUAACAGCUUGGUAUGCACUUUCUUUUGGAAGUUUCCCAUUUCUAAAAAACAGGGAAAAUGUCAGCUGGCAAAUGCGUUCAUUCUGUUUUGUUUUUUUUUUUAGUUAGAGGGUAGGUGAAUGGGGGUGAGAAUCGUUUUGAUGUCCAUAAACAAAGCUUUAAUGAAGAUGUGUCGGAGUAUUAUUAAAGUGUGAUUCUACUUUUGCAGAAAAAAUCUAAAGAUCAGUUUAUAUAGCUUUAUUUUUUACCUUAUCAAAAUAUACAGAAUUUUAAUAUGCAUAUAUUGUCUCUGACUUAAAAUUAUGUGCAUCUGCAUUGCUGUUUAAAAUGUUCAUUCAUUAUGUAAUGUGAUAAAGAAAAUCUUCAAAAAUAUAUUUAACACGAAUGGUAUCUAUAGGUAUUGUCAUCAUAAAUACUGGAAUUUAUUUUUAAAUUAUUGAAUAUAGUAGGUGUGUUUAAGAUAAUAAAUCAACCUCUGAACAGUAA